Physella acuta is the source of this 960-nucleotide messenger RNA. RefSeq lists its product as uncharacterized. Gene Ontology annotation, molecular function: carbohydrate binding. Lineage: Eukaryota; Metazoa; Mollusca; Gastropoda; Physidae. The record is from RefSeq and is a predicted model, not a curated record.
AGGGGCCACAAAGGAAAUGUGAUGAUGAUGAUGAUGAUAGUAUAUUAUCAUAGGCAAUAAGGGCCUACAUUUUCCACUAAUGACAGUUGGGGACUCGUCAAAAGUUGACUUCAUUCACAUAGGCGGAAAUGAUUCAGACUUCAUUCACCAAAGACAAGGUAAGGUAUAAAAACAUUUCGAUGUUUAUCAGUGUGAAAAUUAUAAAGAACAAACUUGUUUGAAUAAUAUAAUGAGUAAUAUUCUCAUUCAAUGAUGGCCAGAAACGUUGCUGUUAAAGUCUUGAUGCUUCAGUUGUUUUACCUGACAACUCGUUCCAUUUCUGGUGGAUUAAUCUCGCGUUAUAACGUUCACACGGGACAAUGUGAGACUUUCGAAUCUUCUCGAUCAUUACUGGAAUGUACAGCCCGUUGUUCGUCUAAUUCGAACUGCUCUGCUUCAAGUUACGAAUCCCGACAAUGUUUUACGUGUCCUAUGAAUGCGAGCAUGGAGCUACAGUUUGGUAACGGGAGUUUCUACUGGCCCAGAGAGCGUAAGGAGACCGGUGUGGUCAUAACUACCUAUGCUGCCAAGUUCACUUUAGAUGGGUUGAGUGGUCUAAAGGCAGGUACUUGGGUUUACUUACAGGCCUUCUACACCAGUUCAAAUGGUUUCAGAUUCCACUUCAUUCAAACCACUGGCAGUACAUUACUGGAGUUCAGAACCCGAGUAUCCACUCUACCCUACGUGACUAUGAACACCAUGCUAAACGGUGUCUUUAAAAAGGAGAUCAAGCUAAAUUUUAACGUGACGUCUUUUGCAAUAGGUCAACUAUUUCAUGUCCACUUUCUCGUCCGUAGUGACGCAUUUCUAAUUUACAUCAAUCAUCAAUUUGUCCAGAAAUACGUCCACUUUUUCUCCCCAUCCGGCAUAACCUCCAUCAUUAUUUAUGAUCCCAUUCAAGUAAUGGAAGUAAGUUUGUAG